AUGUGCCUCUCCCGGCCCCGUCUCACUCCGCCGCAUUGCGGGGGCGAGGCGGUGCACGAGACAGCUCCGCGGCGCACCGGCGGUUGCCUGUGCUGCUUCAGCCCCGGGGCCAUUGGCCCUGGCAACCCGCCGGCGUUGCUAAGAUCCGGGCGGCCCUUACGUUCGUCCAGCAUCACCACCGGCAUUACAACGCCGGCGUGGAAAGUGACAGCCGACAAGGUGCUCAACCACGAGGUUCUUGAGCGCCUCAUUGGCCAGGCCGAGCAUGUGUGGUACCGCGACUUGCCGGAGUUAGAUGCGGGGGUGGGUAGGCUGGAGCACCUGUGGUCCAGGCCGUCGCUGUCGCGGUGCCCGGCAUCCCGCAGCCACGUGGCCCCUGAGGCCACAGUUGUAACAGCGCCUAAGGAGCAGCAGAAGAAGGAGGCGAUGGAGCCCAUGAGGAUCAUGAAGCCCGGACAGAGCGACGGGAACCUCAAGCCUGGGCACAAGGCCUCCACGAGCGGGCCCUCCGACGGCAAGGGCAAGGACAAGAGGAAAGUGCCAGCGGAGGGCGCCGCGGUGCGCGUGAAAGCGCGCGCCACUCACGAGCUCUCCGUGGAGCAGCAGCUCUACUACAAGGAGAUCACGGAGGCCUGCGUCGGCUCCUGCGAGUCCAAGCGAGCGGAAGCACUGCAGAGUAUCGCUAGCGACCCGGGGCUGUACCAGAUGCUGCCACGAUUCAGCACCUUCAUCUCUGAGGGAGUGCGCGUGAACGUCGCUCAGAAUAACCUGGCUCUGCUCAUCUACCUCAUGAGGAUGACCAAGGCCCUGCUGGACAACCAGACCCUCUACCUGGAGAAAUACCUGCACGAGCUGAUCCCCGCGGUGGUGACGUGCAUCGUGAGCCGGCAGCUCUGCCUGCGCCCCGACGUGGACAACCACUGGGCCCUGCGCGACUUUGCCGCCCGCCUCAUGGCCCAGAUCUGCAAGAACUUCAGCUCCACGACGAACAACAUCCAGUCCCGCUCGACCAAGACCUUCGUGAAGAGUCUGCACGACGACGAGACGCCGUGGACGACACGCUACGGCUGCAUCGCGGGACUCGCCGAGCUCGGCUUCGACGUGAUUAAGACGCUCGUCAUCCCGCGCCUCCCCGCCGAGGGCGACCGCAUCCGGCAGGUGCUGGAGGGCCCGGUGAUCAGCAACAUCGACAAGAUCGGGGCACAGCACGUGCAGACGCUGCUACUGAAGCACUGCGCGCCCGUGCUGGUGAAGCUUCGUCCGGGCCCCGACAGCGCGGAGGCCUACAAGGCGGAUUAUGGGCACCUGGGCCCCCUGCUGUGCACCCACGUCACCAAGGCCCGCGUGCAGGUCAGCUCCUCCUCCUCUUCACCCACCGCUCAGGGCCUGCAGCUCAACCGCUCCACGCUCACCUUCACUCACCCGCAGGUGCGUGGCGCCAUCGGUGCCCCUCACUCUCUCGCGAGCCCCCAGACGGCGCUGCCCACCCGCUCCUCCACCAUCAUCAAGGUGCCAGGCUCGGGGGGGGGGCUCUAUUCCACGUCCAUGCCGGGGGGGAGCGACGCGUCUGGGCUGCCCCCCAAGUUCAUCGUUGUGUCGGCCCCCACCGGCCCCACACAGAUCCUACCGAUGUCCUCCUCCACCUCGUCACCCUCCACCUCGUCAUCCGCCACCGCCUCGUUGUCUUCAUCGUUGUCGGCGACGAUGGCGACGACCGGCACGCCCACCGUGGUGAAGCUGCUCGCGCCAAGCCAGAAGCUGGCACCGGGCAUCACCGUCUCGGUGCUGCCCUCCUCCUCGUCCUCCUCGUCCUCCUCAUCGUCGUCGUCGUCAUCCUCCUCGUCGCUCGACGUGACCGGCAAGCCGGCGGCGCCGGCGCCGGCGCCCGUGGGGGCGUCGUCCUCGCCGGGCGGCGUCACGGCAAGGAGCAGCAGCGUGCCGCAGCUCAUCGCCGUCAAGCAGGAGGGCGCCGACGGCCAGGCCAUGGUGGUGCUGCGCAAGCCAGGCGCGCCGGGGGCAGGAGGCGGAGCCGGCGCUACGAGCAGUGCGGUGACGAUUGCGGAGCCGCCUGUGCAAGCACACCUCUGA
Petromyzon marinus (sea lamprey) is the source of this 2088-nucleotide messenger RNA. NCBI's taxonomy places the organism in Eukaryota, Metazoa, Chordata, Hyperoartia, Petromyzontiformes, Petromyzontidae. The record is from RefSeq and is a predicted model, not a curated record.